Molecule: messenger RNA, 968 nt
Organism: Durusdinium trenchii
Lineage: Eukaryota; Dinophyceae; Suessiales; Symbiodiniaceae
Source: the annotation of a GenBank genome assembly
AUGGCUGGUGGGAAUCCUUUUGAGCUGGGCAAGUCCAAAGCUCGGAUCAUCAAGGAUGGCGACACCAAGGUGAAGUUUGGUGAUGUGGCGGGCUGUGACGGCGCCAAGACAGAGCUGGUGGAGGUGGUUGACUUCCUGAAGAAUGCCUCGAGGUACUCAGAACUGGGCGCCAAGAUCCCCAAGGGUGCCUUGCUGGUGGGCCCACCUGGCACAGGAAAGACCUUGCUCGUCAAGGCUGUGGCAGGCGAAGCCGGUGUGCCCUUCUUCAGCAUCUCCGCGUCGGAGUUCGUUGAGGUCUUCGCUGGAGUGGGCGCUUCACGCGUCCGAGAUCUCUUUGAACAAGCGAAGAAGUCUGCGCCGUGCAUCAUUUUCAUCGAUGAGAUCGAUGCUGUGGGGCGGCAGCGAAGUGCAGGCUUCGGACAGGGCAAUGACGAACGUGAGCAGACUGUGAACCAGCUGCUUACCGAGAUGGAUGGUUUUGAGAGCAACAAGGGAGUGGUGGUCCUCGCAGCCACAAAUCGGGCAGACAUCUUGGAUCAGGCCCUCGUUCGCCCAGGUCGCUUCGAUCGGCAGAUCCAGGUGGAUCCUCCAGAUGUCCAGGGCCGCUUGGAGAUCCUCAAGGUCCACGCCAAGGGGAAGAACUUGGCUCCUGGCAUCGAUUUGUCAGCGAUCGCAAAGCAAACACCAGGAAUGUCCGGGGCUGACCUGGCCAACCUUCUUAAUGAAGGAGCCAUUGUGGCAGCACGGCAGAACAAGUCCGAGAUCGACUCCGAUGAUAUCUUCAAUGCUCUCGAGCGGAUUGCAUUGGGCUUGGAGAAAAAAGAUGCAGUGAUGUCAGAGCAGAGGAGAAGACUCGUUGCUUACCAUGAAGCCGGUCAUGCUAUUUUGGGUGCUUUGGUGAAUGACUAUGAUGCAGUUGCCAAGAUUAGCAUCGUGCCACGUGGACCAGCGGGUGGCGUCACGAUCUU